CAUUCUAGAAACGGCCCUGGAAACAGGAUUUAAGUGGAAUUGCUCACGGAACUCAGAGGGCUUCAAGCGUGUAGAUUCGCAUGCUUCUUCUAUUCUACAGGUUGGACGUUAUUAAUACAUCGCGGCGUUUGCUUGACGGCGACACUCCCCCCUGGUCGACGGGAGCCAGACGCAGCCCACGGAGGAGUGGAUGGCUUCUGUAAUAAAAAUACAUGAAGAGAAUUGAGGAAAAGAAGAUUGGUCGGGGGCAAAGCCAGCGACACGGCGUCCUGUUCCUUUCGCCUCUUCCCCGGUGCGGAGCCACGGACCCGUGCGCCGCUUUUUUGGGAGGGGAGGUCACACUCGGGCAUAAUUUCGCUGCGACUAGCGAGAGCUCCGUGCGAAAUGCCGUUUUCUGUGUGGUUUCUUUGGUUUACCGAGCUGACACGGAGAUAUAACUGUACUGUAUCCCAGCCUAGCGGAUCGGAGUGAAAGUCCGCCAUAUUCUGCCUUACCACGCCCGGGAGUGGAGCCAUUGGAAAAUAAACGGACAACCUCGCUCAUGUGUUUUUCUCGCCAACGCAGACUGCGAGUUGGAAAACAAACAAGGUAUUUCAGAGAUUUAAAAUACCAUCAGCGUUGAGGACUUUGGAAAGAGCCUGGCCGGAGUACGGAUGACAAUACCUAUCCAGAUCAGUGCGGAUGGUGUGUUUUAAAAAAGAUCUGUUGAUCAUACAGACACAGAAGAUCAGAUUAUACCCAUCGACCGAGCAAAAAAAUUCAACUCAACCCGCUUUCUAUUCUGUUAGAAGCUUUCAGCAGGCCCAGAAAGCGAACUGAAACACAGGGAAGAGGGUGGGAGGGGGUGGGGGACUCCAAUAAUUCCUCUCAAAUAUCUUAUUUUCCGUCUCUACUCCAGUCUGAACACGCAGACCCACUACAACAGCGGUUUAUCACCUAAAGCCGGCCUGUAUGAGGACGUUUUUGACAUUCACAGGCCUCUGGUUUUCCCUCCGCGACAAAUGUGAAAUCUGAAUGACUCAAUACAGAGGGGGGGGACAAGCGGAGUUAUAGUGCGUGUUUGAAAAAGGAAAAGGACCGAGAAUGACCCUGGAAUCCAUAAUGGCGUGCUGCCUCAGCGAGGAGGCGAAAGAAGCCAGGCGGAUCAACGACGAGAUCGAAAGGCAGCUCCGCCGGGAUAAGAGGGACGCACGCCGGGAGCUGAAACUGUUGCUUCUCGGAACUGGUGAAAGUGGGAAGAGCACAUUCAUCAAGCAGAUGAGGAUCAUCCACGGUGCCGGUUACUCCGAUGAGGACAAACGGGGUUUCACCAAGCUCGUCUAUCAGAACAUCUUCACGUCCAUGCAGGCUAUGAUCCGAGCUGCAGAGACGCUGAAGAUCUCCUACCAAUUAGACUCCAGCAAGACUAAUGCCAACAUUGUUAGAGACGUGGACGUAGAGAAGGUCACCAGGUUGGAGAGUCCUUACAUAGAUGCCAUCAAGAACUUGUGGAAAGACCCCGGCAUCCAGGAGUGUUAUGAUCGAAGGAGGGAGUACCAGCUCUCAGACUCCACUAAAUAUUACCUGGACUCACUGGACCGGAUCGCCCAACCAAUCUAUCUUCCCACCCAGCAGGACGUGUUGAGGGUUCGAGUCCCGACCACGGGCAUUAUCGAAUAUCCAUUUGAUCUCCAGAGCGUCAUAUUCAGGAUGGUGGACGUCGGGGGUCAGAGGUCGGAGAGGAGGAAGUGGAUCCACUGUUUUGAGAACGUCACAUCCAUCAUGUUCCUGGUCGCCCUCAGCGAGUACGACCAGGUGUUGGUGGAGUCUGAUAACGAGAACCGGAUGGAGGAGAGUAAAGCUUUGUUUAGAACAAUAAUCACAUACCCCUGGUUCCAAAACUCCUCCGUCAUUUUGUUCCUGAACAAGAAAGACCUGCUGGAGGAGAAGAUCAUGUUCUCCCAUCUGGUCGACUACUUCCCGGAGUACGACGGACCUCAGAGAGACGCUCAAGCAGCUCGAGAGUUCAUCCUGAAGAUGUUUGUGGACCUGAAUCCAGACAGUGAUAAGAUCAUCUACUCUCACUUCACCUGCGCCACCGACACGGAGAACAUCCGCUUCGUCUUUGCAGCCGUCAAAGACACGAUCCUGCAGCUCAACCUGAAGGAGUACAACCUGGUGUAGAGUGCGGCUCCUCCCUGAAACACUGACUGACUCGAUCUGUGAAAAGAUAGCUUUCACACACACAAAUACACGCUUACAAAUUAUCUAAGGAAAACAAAAUCUAACGGUUGCAUAAUACUAAUUUAUUUGCCCUUUGUUGACCUCUUUUUGCGCGAGGGGUUUCAUUUUGCUAUUUAAGGAGCUCCAUCACAUCUGCCUUUUUAUAAACGACCUUUCUUUUUGUAACCCUCCUCAUCUAUCAUCCUCUCCAAAGGUUCGCCAUGAACGUUAGCUUAACAGGAAGUGAUGUAACAUCUCUCCUAUCAAUAGCCUCUUUUUUUUUCUUUUUUUUUAAUGCAUCUUGUCGGCAUGUCUCUUGUAAUGUUGCCAUAAACUGUGAUUUUUAAAUUAUUUGAGAUUGAUUUGAUAUUGAUUGACUUCAAUCAUUAUUCUUGUUCUAAUGUUACAUUGCUUUGGUACCAUUUGAGCACAUUUCCUGCUUAUUCGGACACAAACGUGAAGUUCAGGACAAGAAGGAGAAAUCGCCUGAGCGACGGUGUGUUGAAGAUGCCUUCCACAGACUGCCGGGACGAGAGGGGCUCUCGAUUUCUGACACAUUUACUAAAAGUGUUUCCUUUAAAGCGUGCCACACCGAAGCUUUUCUUUCAAAUUGUAAUUAUUACCGAUGCCAAAAACAACUCGAGCACAAGGAUGCUGGUGAGGAAAGAAAAGAGCAGGAGCAACAGACUGACAUGUUGAUCGACCAUCUGAGUCCUGCAGGUUAUGAAGUGUUCACCGUCCAGUCCAAUCACAGCUUAGCAGUAUCUCUGUGUCCAAUCACGGCCCGGCUUUCCAGACUGUUGUAGCUGAACUAGAAGUGGAGAAUAAAUGUGGUUGGUUGCUACGUAAAGAGGCAAAAAAAAAAAAAAAAAGGGCAGUGUU
Poecilia latipinna (sailfin molly) is the source of this 3084-nucleotide messenger RNA. Its product is annotated as guanine nucleotide-binding protein G(q) subunit alpha. The record is from RefSeq and is a predicted model, not a curated record. The transcript has 7 exons. The coding region runs from base 1084 to 2163 and encodes 359 amino acids. Gene Ontology annotation, molecular function: GTPase activator activity; G protein-coupled receptor binding; guanyl nucleotide binding. NCBI's taxonomy places the organism in Eukaryota, Metazoa, Chordata, Actinopteri, Cyprinodontiformes, Poeciliidae. Gene Ontology annotation, cellular component: heterotrimeric G-protein complex; cytoplasm. Gene Ontology annotation, biological process: adenylate cyclase-modulating G protein-coupled receptor signaling pathway.